CGAGCACGAGGUUAGUCCUGUUCAUCCUGGUUGAGAGGUGUCUCGGCGUGGACGAAGAUUUUUUUCUUCCUGAAUAAACAUGAAAUCAUCACAGCUGGAGGAUGUCACCACAUAAUUGAACGUCAAAAUCUCUUAGAGAGAUGGAGGGGCCCGUGGAGGAGAGAUUGUGUGGGAAAAUGAAGAUUGGCUGUGGUUUGCACAGAUACAACCUGAGAGAUGUUUUCACGUGGAGUCUGCUGAAGACUAUACUCAUGGGUCAGGUCCUCUCACUGCUGAUAUGUGGGACAGCAGUCAGCUGUGAGUACCUGACUCAUGCCAAAGUGGAGACACCCAUGCUGCAGAGCUUCCUCAACUACGCCCUCCUGCUGUUCACCUACACAACAUACCUCAGCACCCGCAAAGGUGACAGGAACAUCCUACAGAUUUUAAAAACCAACUGGUGGAAGUAUUUGGGGAUGGCUAUAGCAGACGUUGAGGCGAACUACGCAGUAGUGAAGGCGUACCAGUUUACCACGCUGACAAGUAUACAGCUGCUGGACUGCUUUGUGAUCCCGGUUCUGAUGUUACUUUCUUGGUUUUUUCUGAAGACUCGAUAUCGGGUGAUCCACUUUGUAGCUGUAGCAGUGUGUUUGUUGGGGGUGGGGGCCAUGGUAGGAGCUGACAUUCUGGCUGGAAGAGACCAGGGAUCCACCAGUGAUGUACUGUUGGGUGAUGGGUUGGUCCUGCUCAGCGCCGUCCUCUACGCCAUAUCCAACAUGUGCCAAGAGCACACAGUGAAGAACUUGAGCAGAGUUGAAUUCCUGGGCAUGAUGGGCCUGUUUGGGACUCUCAUCAGCGGUGUACAACUUGUUGUGCUGGAAACACGUGCAGUAGGAGAAAUCAAGUGGGAUGUUCACAUCUCCAUGCUGUUUGUAGUCUACACCUUGUGCAUGUACGCUUUAUACAGCUUCAUGCCUGUAGUGGUGAAGAUGACGAGCGCCACAGCAGUGAACCUCUCUCUGCUCACCGCUGACCUCUUCAGCCUCUUCUGUGGCCUCUUUCUCUUCAUGUACAAGUUUUCAGCCCUGUACAUCGUCUCAUUUGUUGUCAUCACCGUGGGUUUUAUCAUGUUCAACGCUGUCCCAACAUACUCAGUUUUACCCGAAGAGCCUGCUGAAGCUUCUGAUGACCCCGAGGCUCAAAGCUCCUCAGACCAGCUGCUGCUGUCUGCAGACAAUGACACUCAGAGAACCGAGACACUCACAGCCAACGAUACACCAUGACUGAAGAAUGACAUCUUUUGUUUCCUACUGUAGGUCAGUGGAUGACGGCCAGUUUUACUCUUUUUACUUCAAUAUUGUUACAGAAGUUGAGCUUUUAUGCACUAAGCCAGAGACUACCUGUGUGUGCUCAGUUCAAAAUAGAUGAAGAGAGAUUGAGAGGUCAAAAAACCGUGUGGCUCCACUCUCUUCUUGCCAAACUUCCUGUCUGCACCAGACUAUCAGAAUAAAAGUAUACAUUUUAAGCACAAGAAAUCAGACUGCAUCUAGGGUCCUACAGUUGUAUUGCCACAUUUUCAUUAAUGCUGUAGCAUUUUUAUAGAAUAUUGCCUGUUGCUUCCCUUGAAGUUGUCAGAGUUUUAUUGUGUCUAUUUUCAGUUCCAUGUUUUUAUUCUUUAGCUUGGUGUGAUCCACAGUUCAGAAUCAUCCUUUUUUUUUAAAAUCUUAUUGUGGGCGUUAGCACAAUGCUGUAUAAAUGAAAUCGGAUUGAACUGAAUAGCACAGCCCUUCACUUCAUCCACUGUCUAAAACAAAGUGUUUAGGCUCCUCCCCAUUUAAGCCAAUUUUCUUCUGAUUGGCUGCCCCUCAGAUACAAAGUGCUAACAACUGGUAGGCGGAGCUUCUGUAUUCAGAGUCUUUGUAGUGUACCUGGGAUGACCAUGUUAGGAGUACCUCCUCUGAUAAACAGAGCCUUAAUUUAGACUUUAGUUAUUUUUAAUUUGAGCAUAUUUACAGAAUAUCAUCACAGACAAAAGGAAAAGCAUAAUAGGUCCCCUGUAAGAUUUAUUUUUGCGGUUUUCUCCUUUAUUUAAUAAACAGAGAAAAGGGGUUAAAGAGGGUGGGUCAGUUGACGUCAACUUUCACUCCCGCUGCUUAUUGUUUGAUUAUUGAUUUUUGUUUGUUUUCUUUUUUGUUUAAUAAAAUGUCGCCAUAUUUCAUGUUUUGUUUUUGUUGUUUCUUCACCUCUACAGUCCACAGUUUUACAGUCCUUUGAGUUACAUGGUUGCAUGCAGACAAAUGACUUAGCUCAUUUAGUUGUCUCCUCUGAUGCUGUUACAGUUUUUAUACUCAUGUCAUUUGGCAAUCUACAAACUGCAUCAUGGCUCUCUUGCACCCAGAGUUUUACUUUUUUACUAUUAAAAUAUUUUUUGAAA
Neolamprologus brichardi is the source of this 2413-nucleotide messenger RNA. It is a transcript of the gene slc35f2, whose product is annotated as solute carrier family 35 member F2. Lineage: Eukaryota; Metazoa; Chordata; Actinopteri; Cichliformes; Cichlidae. Gene Ontology annotation, biological process: transmembrane transport. The record is from RefSeq and is a predicted model, not a curated record. Gene Ontology annotation, molecular function: transmembrane transporter activity. Gene Ontology annotation, cellular component: membrane.